AUGCGCAAUCACUUGGUAGUUCAGCCCUCUAUGCAUACCCACCCAUCUCACAGCUUGCACAACACUGCACACCUGCAUCUAUCGUUGAUUAUCAUCACAUACAGCAACUAUAUCUUACUCUCACUAAACAUGCCGGACGGCUCCAACAAUGGUACGUCACCCCUGUCGAAUAGCGCACGCCGAUUGCUCCUUGAGUUCCCCAUAUCCAGUCACUCGCUCUUCAAUCAGGACCAAAGCGCCGAGACAGCCAUCCAUGAUAGCACCGUAUCCGACCGCCUGGAAGCCCUAGGACAGGAAGUUCAGAGCCUUGCACGAGAGCUCUCUGAAGGUAGAAGGCUCAGCAGCCAAUACACCCUUGCCCGUGCUGUGUCCCAUGUCAACACGCAGCUCUCUACAAUCUGUAACCUCGCUGACCACACAAACGCAGAGCGCCAACGACAGCUCGAACUACAACUGCAGCUGGACAUCUUGGUUGCCCAGCCUGCGCCCACGGGUGGUGCGUCAUCAAUCCCAGUGCCUGUACCAGGAAAUGUCGCAAGGCCGAAUAUCCCUAUUCAUAAUCUCUUUUCCAUACUGCCCAAGGUCACAUACACGGAACAGCACGAAGAAGAAUUUGAGCGAUCACUGGAAUAUAUUGGAGUACAGCGCAAGAUCUUGCGUGCUCUUGAUAGGCACGACACAGUCUUGACUGCCAAGGCGGCUUACACUUGGACAAGAGCCAGCGCACCCAACGGUCGGCUCCCGAGGCCUAAGCAUGCGCUGCGACUCUGUUAUUACAUGCGGUCGCUGGGCUAUGACACCUUCGCUAGCGUCAAAAACAUCCGUGAUUCCGCUUCACGGGUCACAAAGUCGAUGCUCCGCCUCUUGGUUGCCAAUCCAAACAGCGAAACGCGCGGCGUGGGCUAUGACUACUUGUACUGGAUGCAGUACAUUGGCAGUGGCGCGGUGGUCCCAAAACCAUACAAAGCACUAUCGCAUUCUAGACCACAUCUCGGCAGCAGAGGAUGCUUUGUAGCCGACGCCCUUGAUAUGGAGCGAUCCUUCCCCGCCGAGCUGAUCAACGCCCAGCUUGAGGAAGUAGGAUCUGAGCCUGUUCAUAUACGCGGCGGUGAAGCUCAGCCAUCCCAUCCUCUUCACCCUGGGGAAGACGCGGAAGAGGGGCGUGCAGCGUACGUGGCUCCGAGCAGCCCUCACUGA
This is a messenger RNA of Ascochyta rabiei, 1197 nucleotides long. RefSeq lists its product as uncharacterized. NCBI's taxonomy places the organism in Eukaryota, Fungi, Ascomycota, Dothideomycetes, Pleosporales, Didymellaceae. The transcript has a single exon. Bases 1 to 1197 code for a protein of 398 amino acids. The record is from RefSeq and is a predicted model, not a curated record.